Messenger RNA from Maylandia zebra (zebra mbuna), 1101 nucleotides. Its product is annotated as aquaporin-8. The record is from RefSeq and is a predicted model, not a curated record. Gene Ontology annotation, molecular function: water channel activity. Gene Ontology annotation, cellular component: basolateral plasma membrane; plasma membrane. Gene Ontology annotation, biological process: water transport; transmembrane transport. NCBI's taxonomy places the organism in Eukaryota, Metazoa, Chordata, Actinopteri, Cichliformes, Cichlidae.
UCCCUUUUGCAUCAUCAUAUGUGUGGCUUAUAUACAGAACUAUAUGCUGAUCGUACUGUAGUCCACCAGUGGAAGUGGAGGGAGUCAAGCACAGGGCAGAAGGUUUCAAAUACAGCAUGUCAGGGCUAGAAAGUAAGACAGAGGUCUUCACAGUAACCGAAAUGGGGGAGCCGAAGGUGGAGAAAGACAUUGGCAACAGAAGUAAGAUACGAUGCAAAUAUGAGCUGUACGUGCAGCCCUGUCUGGCUGAGCUGUUGGGAACCUGCUUGUUCGUAUUUGUGGGGUGUGCCUCUGUUAUCGGGAACGUGGAAACGGGUGUCAUCCAGCCUGCCGUGGGACAUGGACUGGCCCUGGGAGUGCUGAUCACAGUGUUUGGACAAAUCAGUGGGGGACACUUUAAUCCUGCAGUGUCGCUGAGCGUCUACCUGUGCGGGGGGAUGAAGCUGAUUUUGCUCGUACCUUACAUCGUAGCUCAGAUGGCCGGAGGAGUGGUUGGUGCUUUUUUGUCAAAGGCAGUGUAUCCCUCUAAUAACUAUACCGCUUCCCUCGGAGGAGCCUUUAAAGUGGUCUCUGCUGACGCUGGUAGAUCCACCCUGGUAGAAAUGUUGUUGACCCUGAUCCUCACCAUGGUGGUGUGCCUGGGGGCCGUCAACAGGAGAACCCAAACAGACGGGGUUCCUUUUUGCAUUGGCCUCACUGUGGCUGCCAACAUACUUGCUGGAGGGACUUUGUCUGGAGCUUGCAUGAACCCUGCCCGUGCCUUUGGUCCUGCCAUGGCUGCCAACCACUGGGACAAUCACUGGGUCUUCUGGGUUGGACCCGUUGCUGGUGCACUGCUAACUGUCAGCAUCAUCAGGUUGUUGAUCGGUGACCAUAAAACUCGAGUUGUGCUAAAGUGAAGGCCUAAUUCAUUAAAGAGGACUGCAGAGACCACAACCAGUUGAUGGGUAUCUUGGCAUCUUUUCCAUUCGGAUGGUCAUACAUUUCUCAGCAACAUGGGAAGAAUCUGUGCCUACAGAUAUCCACCAUAACUGUUGGCUUCUAUUGUUUGGCUGGAAAAAGUCCAGGCAUAUUUAACAAUAAAAGUUUCUUUCAAACGCU